AUGGAUGGGAGUAUUUGUGGGCAUGGAGAGUUCAGUGGAUCGUUGGACGGCACGAACCUGCCUGGCGAUGCUUGCUUGGUUCUGACUACGGAUCCAAAGCCCCGGCUGAGGUGGACUGCGGAGCUCCAUGAGAGGUUUGUGGAUGCUGUGACUCAACUUGGUGGCCCUGACAAAGCAACACCGAAGGCCAUUAUGAGAACAAUGGGAGUAAAAGGCCUAACCCUUUAUCACUUGAAAUCUCAUCUUCAGAAAUACCGGUUGGGGAAGCAAUCAUGCAAAGAUUCAGCUGAAAACUCCAAGGAUGGGAUUGCAGCUUCUUGCAUUGCUGAAAGUCAGGACACUGGUUCAUCUUCAGCAACCUCAUCCAGAGUGAUUGCGCAAGAUUUGAAUGAUGGCUACCAGGUUACUGAGGCUUUGCGAGUACAAAUGGAAGUCCAACGGAGACUGCAUGAGCAGCUGGAGGUUCAGCGUCGUCUUCAACUUCGAAUUGAAGCACAGGGCAAGUAUCUUCAGUCAAUACUUGAGAAAGCUUGUAAGGCUCUGAAUGAUCAGGCUGCAUCGGAUGCUGGUCUUGAAGCUGCUAAGGAGGAACUCUCUGAACUAGCUAUUAAGGUUUCUAAUGACUGUGAAGGGAUAACCCCACUUGAUACCAUGAAAAUGCCUUCCUUGUCUGAAAUUGCUGCCGCUUUAGAGAACAGAAACGCCUCCAAUGUACUGGCUCGGCUUGGCAACUGCUCUGUUGAUAGCUGCUUGGCAUCAACUGGAAGCCCUGUUUCUCCAAUGGAUAUGAGUUCACUGGCUGCUGCUAUGAAGAAAAGACAAAGGCCCUUCUUUGGUAAUGGAGACUCGUUGCCCUUGGAGGGUAACAUGAGGCAAGAAGUAGAAUGGAUGAUGAGUAAUAUUGGAUGA
Molecule: messenger RNA, 909 nt
Organism: Prunus armeniaca (apricot)
Lineage: Eukaryota; Viridiplantae; Streptophyta; Magnoliopsida; Rosales; Rosaceae
Source: the annotation of a GenBank genome assembly